UUGAAGUUCUGGAAAUAUAUCAGUGUGUUAUAUAACGUGUACUUUUAUUUUAUAAAAUGAAUACGAGGAUGCGCAUCAGUUAUAUUUGCUUUGUUGCUGUAUGGUUGGGAUGUACAGGUGAUGAACUGGUAUCUUCAACCCUCUAUAAUGAUCUGUUUGAAAAUUACAAUACGGAGUUAUUACCGGUAUGCAAAAAUGGGCCAAGUCAUGUGAACGUCAGUUUAAAUAUAGCUCUUAGACAAAUUCUUAUUUUGAAUGAGAAGGAACAGAUAAUGACGUCAAACAUUUGGGUUCGGAUGGGUUGGACAGACUGUCAAUUAAAAUGGAACAGUUCACACUACGGAUUUUAUUGACACCCCCUUCGUGUCCCUUAUUCAGCCA
Ruditapes philippinarum (Manila clam) is the source of this 381-nucleotide messenger RNA. Its product is annotated as acetylcholine receptor subunit gamma-like. Gene Ontology annotation, biological process: monoatomic ion transport. Lineage: Eukaryota; Metazoa; Mollusca; Bivalvia; Venerida; Veneridae. The coding region runs from base 57 to 353 and encodes 98 amino acids. The transcript has 4 exons. The record is from RefSeq and is a predicted model, not a curated record. Gene Ontology annotation, cellular component: membrane. Gene Ontology annotation, molecular function: extracellular ligand-gated monoatomic ion channel activity.